Molecule: messenger RNA, 1084 nt
Organism: Brachypodium distachyon (stiff brome)
Lineage: Eukaryota; Viridiplantae; Streptophyta; Magnoliopsida; Poales; Poaceae
Product: chlorophyll a-b binding protein of LHCII type 1
Exons: 1
Coding region: 85-885 (266 amino acids)
Biological process (GO): response to light stimulus; photosynthesis, light harvesting in photosystem I
Cellular component (GO): chloroplast thylakoid membrane; plastoglobule; chloroplast envelope
Source: RefSeq, a predicted model, not a curated record
CUUCUCUCGUUUCGAACCAUCUGCUCUGCACACUCACGUCUCACUCUUGGAGAACACAGGACACCUCCGGUCUUAGCAGCGACAAUGGCAGCCACCACAAUGUCCCUCUCUUCCCCUGCCUUCGCCGGCAAGGCCGUAAAGAACUUGCCAUCGUCAGCUCUUUUUGGCGAGGCCCGCGUGACCAUGCGCAAGACAGCAGCGAAGGCCAAGCCGGUUCCCUCGGGCAGCCCGUGGUACGGCGCUGACCGCGUGCUCUACCUCGGCCCACUCUCCGGUCAGCCACCGAGUUACCUGACCGGCGAGUUCCCUGGCGACUACGGGUGGGACACUGCCGGGCUCUCGGCUGAUCCCGAGACCUUUGCCAAGAACCGUGAGUUGGAGGUGAUCCAUUGUCGUUGGGCCAUGCUCGGUGCGCUCGGCUGCGUCUUCCCCGAGCUGCUUGCACGCAACGGUGUUAAGUUCGGUGAGGCCGUAUGGUUCAAGGCUGGCUCCCAGAUCUUUAGCGAGGGUGGCCUUGACUACCUUGGCAACCCCAGCCUCGUCCAUGCACAGAGCAUCCUCGCCAUUUGGGCCUGCCAGGUCGUGCUUAUGGGUGCCGUUGAAGGAUACCGCAUCGCCGGCGGCCCGCUUGGCGAGGUAGUCGACCCACUCUACCCAGGUGGCAGCUUUGACCCUCUUGGCCUAGCCGACGACCCCGAGGCAUUCGCGGAACUAAAGGUGAAGGAGGUCAAGAACGGCCGCCUCGCUAUGUUCUCCAUGUUCGGCUUUUUCGUGCAGGCCAUCGUCACCGGCAAAGGCCCACUUGAGAACCUCGCUGACCACAUCACCGACCCUGUCAACAACAACGCCUGGGCGUUUGCCACCAACUUUGUUCCCGGCAAGUGAUGAGUCAACACCGGCUGCAAUCCUUAGCUGCCAGGAGACGUGCGGCGAAGUGUGCUUUCCUUUGUAAUACCAUGAUGUAAAUUACUACUGUUUGAGGAAAAGAUGAUGUGAAUCAGGACAAUUCUGUGCAAAACCAUGUGUCUGUGUUCAGCUUCUCAUGUCCCAUAGUGUUUAGUGCAAAUCACCAUGUUCUGUUGAA